This is a messenger RNA of Vigna angularis (adzuki bean), 1395 nucleotides long. Its product is annotated as protein ABA AND ROS SENSITIVE 1. The record is from RefSeq and is a predicted model, not a curated record. The coding region runs from base 302 to 1282 and encodes 326 amino acids. The transcript is spliced from 8 exons. Gene Ontology annotation, molecular function: nucleic acid binding; zinc ion binding. Gene Ontology annotation, cellular component: spliceosomal complex; nucleus. Lineage: Eukaryota; Viridiplantae; Streptophyta; Magnoliopsida; Fabales; Fabaceae. Gene Ontology annotation, biological process: mitotic DNA damage checkpoint signaling; nuclear DNA replication; mitotic DNA replication checkpoint signaling.
GAGGAAAAACAUGUUUUAUUAACCACGCGAACAGAAUUCUAGCAAAUCACCACAAACUCCUCUAGUCAACCACGAAGAGCCUCCGGCGACGCUGCGCGAACCACAAGAUACUCCGAUAACCCCGAGCGAGGUCACAACGAGCCAACCCCCUGUUCAGCGGGACCAUACUGCAACUUCAGUUUCACUCGGCACUGGUGAGGCGGUAGAAGAGGAAUGGGGAUGAAGCAAAUUUAAGGGAAAGUUUGUUCCUUUUGUCAAUUUUUUUCCUAUACGCCACCGUGCUCUUCCAAUCAACAGGAAUAUGGAUGCACAAGCCAAGAAAAAGGCUUUGUUUCGUGCUAAAUUGAAUGCCCAGAAGAAGGAGAAGCGUAUAGAAUCUCCCCUUGUGAGGUAUAAUGAAUUUGAUCAACCUGUUUGCCGGGUUUGUGAUGUUGUUCUGAAGUCCGAGUCUUUAUGGGAUGCACACCAAGUUUCUCGUAAGCAUCGUGAGGCAAUAAGUAAUCUGAAAGCUAAUGCAGCUGGAUUAACUCAACAAAACAAUGCAAAGCCUGUUUCAGAUGCCAACAUUCCCAAGGCUAAACCAGAACAUCCUUUGGGAUCACAAUCGAAACUUCCAGAAAGUUCACGAGAAGUGUCUAAACCUCAAUCUUCGUCAGUGCUUCCACCAGGUUUUUUUGAUGACAAUGAUUCGGGAAAGAAAAGUUCUGACCAUUUAGCAGACUCUGAUUUAGGUAGAAAACCUGCGGUUUCUGCUCAAAAUCAGGCGUUAAACUUCAAGAAGGAGAAAGGUCAUUUUCAUGACAAUAGUGCUGCAGAGUCAAAUGUUAGCGAGGCCUCAACGGAGAGUAAGCAGACCUCAGUUAAUAGUACUGAUACAGAGAUCAAGCAAGUAAAAGGGAGUCUGCCUGAAGGAUUUUUUGACAAUAAGGAAGCUGAUUUGCGUGCCCGUGGCAUAAAGCUUGUAAAGCCAGAUGUCAAAGACGAGUACAAGGAAUUUGAGAAGUUGAUUCAAGAAGAUUUGCAGGAGGUUGACAACAGGUUGGAGGAAGAAGAGAUUGAUGCAGCCGAAAUGAUAGAGGAAGCUGAAUCUGUAGAGCAGAAGAUCUUCAGGGAGAAAGUGGAAAUGUUGAAGAAGAGGAGAUUGGAUCUAAAAGCUGCUAAUGCUGCAAAGCGUAAUAAAUCAUCUGAGGUUGUAGCCAAGGAAUCUACACACGAAGAGUCAUCCAGUGAUGAUGAAAGUGAAGAAAAUUUUGCCGUGGAUUGGAGAGCACAACACUUGUGAUAUGUGAAUACUGUGCUAAUUUUUUUCUUCUGUUUCUUGAAUUCAUGACUUUAUAUAAUACCAAAUAUCAGAUUUUGGACAUAAAAUGAUAGAGAGUUUGGGCUGAGUUAUGG